AUGCCUCAAAUUCUGCCUUGGGCGCGGUGCUACAGCAGUCAGUGGAAGGACAAUGGCAACCACUCGCCUUCUUCUCGAAGAAACUUAAAAAAAGCUCAGCAGCUGUACAGCGCCUAUGACCGAGAGUUGCUCGCUAUAUACGAGAGCGUUAAACAUUUCCGUUUUAUGGUUGAGGGCAGACACUUCGUCAUUUAUACGGAUCAUAAACCCAUCACAUACGCCUUUAAUCAGAAUAGCCAGAAGUGCUCGCCCAGACAGUUUAACCACCUCGAUUUCGUGUCUCAAUUCACCACAGACAUAAGGUUUAUAUCGGGGAAAGAUAAUAUACCUGCGGACACUUUGACGCGCAUUGAAGCCGUAUCAUCGCCACCGGACUUACAACAGCUCGCUCGUUCACAGGAGAAUGACGACGAACUCCAGGAACUCCUCUCAAAGCGCUCAUCUUCUUCGUUAAAGAUGGAACAGAUACCUAUACCUGGAACGAACGUUACUUUAUACUGUGACGUCACUCUGUCGAGGCCUCGUCCUUUUGUAACAAAGGAGUUGCGUCGGCAGGUCUUCAACUCAAUUCAUACCAUGAGUCACCCUGGUACGAAAGCGACAACCAAGAUGGUAACGAGUAGGUUUAUUUGGCCUUCAGCUCGACGGGAUUGUCGUACUUGGACGCAGGCCUGCGAAGCCUGUCAGAAAUCGAAGAUCCACAGGCAUAUUUCAUCUCCGUUGGGUGAUUUCCAGUUACCGCAAUCACGUUUCAGCCACGUACACAUUGAUUUGAUUGGACCGCUACCAUCUUCGAAUGACUACAAGUACUGUCUUACAGCAGUAGACAGGUUCACAAGAUGGCCAGAGGUAAUGCCACUAUACGAUAUCACGGCUGAAACGGUGGCAAAAGCUUUUUAUGAUAUGUGGAUCUCACGAUUCGGUUCUCCGGAAAGAGUAACCACGGAUUUGGGUCGCCAGUUCACAUCCCAUUUGUUCAAAGCACUCACAAACCUAUGCGGGAUCCAGCUAUGCCACACAACCGCAUAUCACCCAUCUGCGAAUGGAAUGGUGGAGAGAUUCCAUCGUACCCUAAAGACCGCGAUCAUGGCACAUGGCGAGCGGAGAUGGACGAACAUUUUACCUGUUGUUUUGCUUGGAAUAAGAACGGCUUGGAAGGAAGAUCUUCGUUGCUCCGUUGCUGAAUUGGUUUACGGCGAGCCUCUGCGGAUACCUGGCGAGUUUCUACACACACCCAAAGCUGAUCAGUUGACACCAUCAGACUUCGUCUCACAACUCAGGAAGCACAUGGCAUUACUGAGACCUCAGGCAGCAUCGCGACACUCUUCAACAUCUAUAUUCGUACAUGAUGAUCUAAAGACGUGCAAGAACGUUUUCAUAAGAAAAGACGCUUUACGAGCUUCGCUAGAUCCGCCGUACACUGGCCCAUAUCGUGUGCUUGCCAGGUCCGAUAAGACCCUCACUGUUGAAUUAAACAGAGGACCAGUGAAGGUCUCUAUUGAUCGCGUAAAGCCUGCCUACAUCACAACGGACUCAACCAGCACCACGGUAAUAGCACCGGAGCCGGCGAUUAAAAACCCUGAUGGUCAACGCCCUGUUAGAACAACAAGAUAUUGCAAUGGAGCUUGAAUCAUCAGUUCCAGCAGCAGCGCAACCACAACAGAAUGAUGAAGUUCUGAGUGUAAGCUGUGCAAGAUCAUCAGCUGAAGAAUACCAAAGUGUGAACACUCAUAUGCAUCUUAUGGGGUCCCAUCUUACAGUUUGUGGUGGAGCUUCAUCACAAGGAAAUGUUGCAGGCACCACCUAUGCAUUACACUCUAUCAUGUCGUGACACCCCACAACGUCGUGACACUCCACCAUGUCGCGACACCCCAGCACGUCGUGACGCUCCUACAAGUCGUGACACUCCACUACGUCGUGACACUCCACCCAGUCGUGACACUCCACCAUGUAGCUACACCCCAGCACGUCGUGACACUCCACCACGUCAUGACACUCCAUCACGUCGUGACACUCCUCCACGUCGUGACACUCCACCACGUCGUGACACUCCACCAAGUCGUGACACUCCACCCAGUCGUGACACUCCACCAAGUCGUGACACUCCACCAAGUCGUGACACUCCACCAAGUCGUGACACUCCACCAAGUCGUGACACUCCACCACGUCGUGACACUCCACCGCGUCGUUCUGGGUCCCGGCAGACUGACUGUGGUGCAGCCUCAUUAGGAGGAGGGAAUGUGCGCACCAGGGUAAUUCAGGAGGAAUUUAAUUUUAGAAAAGAAUCCUAUGAAAAGAAAGAGAGAAGAGAAGACGAACUCUUUCAAUUCCAAAAAAAGGAAAGAGAGUGGAUGAUGAAGGCAGCAGAAGAAGUAUAUCUAAAAGCGAAGGCUGAGAGAGAAGCUGCAGAGGAUAUUAAAAAAUAUAAUCAGGCUAAAAGAGAGUGUAGUGAAAAAUAAUUUAAAUAAAUAACUCAUAAUCA
Messenger RNA from Bombyx mori (domestic silkworm), 2482 nucleotides. Its product is annotated as retrovirus-related Pol polyprotein from transposon 412. Lineage: Eukaryota; Metazoa; Arthropoda; Insecta; Lepidoptera; Bombycidae. Gene Ontology annotation, biological process: DNA integration. The coding region runs from base 1 to 1629 and encodes 542 amino acids. Gene Ontology annotation, molecular function: nucleic acid binding. The record is from RefSeq and is a predicted model, not a curated record. The transcript has 5 exons.